AUGAAGCCGCAAACAUCAACAUGGGAAAUUGAUGAACAAGCCGCCUCAGGACAUUCUGAAAUACCGGGACCAACAUCUAACAACGGGAUAUUAAACGGAUCCAAUACGUUGCCACGUGUUACGAAACGUGUUUCAACAUCAGGAAAAAUUUCAAAUAUUCCUCGAUUCAAACGACCUCAUCCUCCUCAUUCCACACGUCCACAUUCGGCAAUUGUUUCCUCGUCUCCUGGGCUUUUUCGCAAGAAUAGCCCUUCAAGUUCUGCACCGCCAACUUCUUCGUCACGUAGAUUCUCUCAACUUCCUCAACAGCACCUUCAUCAACAUAUUCACCAUCCACACCUCCACAAUCACAACAAUCAUCAUACAACAGUUAUCAGUGAAGAACUUACCACACCACGUGCAUCAACGUUCAAUCUGAAUCAAACACAUCAGAACGUUUUCCCUACAACGACGACUUCAUUUGGUAGUAUGCCGAACAGCGGCACAAACACUGCAGAGGCGUCAAUGACGUCUUCUGUUUGUGCAAUGGAAACUGAAGGUACGGCGGCUGGAAACUCAGGAGAUGAGCUUGAAUCACGAGACAUGGUUUCUGAAAUGCAGAGAAGAUGCCGAAUCGGACCGUCUGGUUAUCCACAUUUAAUGAAAGCAAAACGUCUGAGGUUUUAUCGUAAUGGAGAUCAGUAUUUCAAAGGAAUUCAGUACGCUUUACAAUGCGAUCGCGUAAAAAGCAUGCAACCGCUGAUGGAAGAAUUGAUGAAGACUGCAAUAUGUGACUCAUCCGCUCUUCCACACGGAAUUCGUCAUAUUUUCACUAUAGACGGUACACAAAGAAUCACUUCAGUUGACCAGUUCGAAGAUGGUGGAGGUUACGUUUGUUCCAGUACUGAUGCAUUCAAACCUGUCGAUUAUUCGAAAGCCGCAGAACCAAGUUGGAGGUUAACGCUAGCGAAUCGAUAUAAUCGGCAUCUGGAAACAAAGCAAUUGGCAUUAAGUGUGGUUGAACCAGCUAAUGAAGACACUGGUUUUGUUUCACCACGGAUUAUCAAAGUAAUACGUAAUGGAGUUAAGCCGAGAAGAAUUAGCAGACAUCUGUUAAACCAGAAAACAGCAAAAACAUUCGAUCAAGUUCUACGUGAUUUAACGACUAUUGUCAAACUUGAUGCAGGAGCCAUUCGAAAACUUUUUGCACUCUCUGGAAGGCCGGUUCUGACACUUCAAGACUUCUUUCGAGACGACGAUGUUUUCGUAGCUUAUGGUGGUAAUGAUAAAAUGGCCGCAGACGAUUUGCUUGUUGCAUCUGAAGAAUACAAAUCUGUUGGAUUCAAUUCGUCAUCGAAAAUUCGAAGAACAAGCCGUCGCUCAGCAAUGCCAAAUCGAAAUGAAUCUCUUCGACAUGACCGUUCAGGAAGUGUUAUUCCGGAGCAGGAUCAACAACGUCUUCCAGCGGCUCUUGAUGAAAAGUUCCAACUCAUUCGAUUAAUAGGGGAUGGAAAUACAGCGAUUGUCUACGAAGUUGUCGAUAAAAUCAACAACGACCAUAGAGCGAUGAAAGUUAUUGCAAGAGAAAAUGUGAUCGGAAAGGAACAUUUAAUUGAAAUGGAACUAUCUAUCUUGCAAAAAAUAGAUCAUACCUUUAUUGUACAACUCUAUGACCACUGGUUUGUUGAUGAUUCCUAUUUUCUUUCGCUGGAAUUAAUUGAGAUGGGUGAUCUAUUUGAACACCUUCGACGUGUCCGACGUGUUCCCGAACGAGAUGCUGUCCGGAUGAUGACUUGCCUUGGGCAAGCUCUCGAAUAUAUACAUGAAUUGGGAAUAGUUCAUCGAGAUGUAAAAUUGGAGAACUUGCUGAUUGUCAAAGAUGAAUUCGGGGAGCUUGGCGUGAAACUUGCAGAUUUUGGAUUAGCGGCUGAGAUGCCCAAAGAUCAUGGAGUUCUUACAACCAUUUGUGGUACUCCAACCUAUGUCGCUCCAGAAGUACUGAAUAAAACAGGAUAUGGAUGCAAAGUUGAUAUUUGGGCUGCUGGUGUAAUCUUAUAUGCAGUUCUUGUUGGAUUCCCACCAUUUCAAAGCUCUGAUGGAUCUGAGCAAGACUUAUUCAGUGCAAUCAUGAGUGGAGAAUUUAGCUUCCCGUCACCAUCGUGGGACAAUGUCUCGUGGUCUGUUCGUCAUUUGAUUCUUUGUCUCAUUCAUACUGAUUCAUUCCAUCGUUACUCGGCAGGAGAACUCCUCAGCGAUGAGUGGAUGGUGAAUCUUGGCGAUGUAGAUCCGGAAUAUGAAGAAUGGGCUCAUCUCUUUGUUCAAUCCAAAAUGCACGUCGUAGAAGAAGAACAGGAAACGCCUUAUGAAUACUUCACGUCUCGUCGAACAUCAAUGGAUGAAUUGUCAGAAAGUGCGGGUGUUGAAUUCUCAUUUUCACGGGAAUGUUGA
Molecule: messenger RNA, 2427 nt
Organism: Caenorhabditis remanei
Lineage: Eukaryota; Metazoa; Nematoda; Chromadorea; Rhabditida; Rhabditidae
Exons: 10
Coding region: 1-2427 (808 amino acids)
Biological process (GO): protein phosphorylation; mitotic DNA damage checkpoint signaling
Cellular component (GO): nucleus
Molecular function (GO): ATP binding; protein serine/threonine kinase activity
Source: RefSeq, a predicted model, not a curated record